This is a messenger RNA of Trichoderma virens Gv29-8, 738 nucleotides long. RefSeq lists its product as uncharacterized. The annotation marks the transcript as partial. The record is from RefSeq and is a predicted model, not a curated record. Lineage: Eukaryota; Fungi; Ascomycota; Sordariomycetes; Hypocreales; Hypocreaceae. The transcript is spliced from 2 exons. Gene Ontology annotation, molecular function: RNA binding.
ACCCUCUUCGCCGGCAGCCUGGCUUGGAGCGUUGAUGACAAUGCCCUCUACCAGGCUUUCGAGUCUUUCGACGGCCUUGUUGGUGCCCGUGUUGUCACCGAGAAGGGCACUGGCCGCAGCCGUGGUUUCGGUUAUGUUGACUUCAAGGAUGCUGAGUCUGCUCAAGUUGCCUACGAGGCCAUGCAGGGCCAGGAUGUUGGUGGCCGUAACAUCAACCUCGACUAUGCCAACGCCCGCCCCGAGGGUUCCAACCCUCAGGACCGCGCUGCCGACCGCGCCAAGAAGCACGGCGACACCCUCAGCGCCGAGAGCGACACCCUGUUCGUCGGCAACCUGCCCUUCGACACCGAUCAGGAUACCGUUACCGAGUUCUUCAACGAGGUUGCGGCUGUCACUAGCGUUCGACUGCCCACCGACCCUGAUAGCGGUAACUUGAAGGGCUUUGGCUAUGUCACCUUUGGCUCUGUUGAGGAUGCCAAGGCUGCCCUUGAGGCCAAGAACGGUGCUACCAUUGGCAACGGCAGAUUCGCCCGCAGCCUGCGACUUGACUUCUCUAGCCCCCGUCCUCAGGGAGGAGCUGGUGGUGGCCGUGGCGGCUUCGGUGGCGGCCGUGGUGGUCCUCGCGGAGGCGGUCGUGGUGGCCGCGGUGGCCGUGGUGGUUUCGGCGGUGGCCGUGGCGGUAACUUUAGUGCUGUCAACCGCACCAAGCCCGCUGGCACCAAGAUCUCCUUCGACUAA